Rotaria sordida is the source of this 897-nucleotide messenger RNA. Lineage: Eukaryota; Metazoa; Rotifera; Eurotatoria; Philodinida; Philodinidae. The record is from the annotation of a GenBank genome assembly.
AUGAUUUCAUCAAUACCAUCACCAAAACGUCACUUGUUUCAGGUUAAUCGACAUGUACGAGCUUCUAUAAUGCUUUUAUCAAUCAUGGAUGGUGCCGAACUUGAUCUUAACAAUACAAUUCUUUCAUCAUCUUCAAAACCAACAACAGCAACAACAACAUCAUCAUCAAUAUCAACUUCUGAUGAUUAUGAAAAAGAUCUUCAAUUAGCUGCUGAACUUGGCAGAUGUUUACUUGAACGAAAUCAAGAAUUACAAAAUUAUAUAGAUAUUUUACAAAAACAAAUUGAUGAUGAACAAUGUAGUAUAAAAUUAUUACAUGCUAAACUUGAAUCAACUCGUGAACAACUUGAUACUAAAUGUAAACAAACAGAAAUAUUGGAUGCAGCUAAUUUCGAUUUAGAACGAGAACUUGCUCGACAACGUCGAGACAAUGAAAUAAAUCGACAACGUAUUCAAGAGUUAUCUGAUUUAUGUGAAAAAAUACCAUUAGUUUUUAAAACACAUCUUACGGAACUAAAAUCACGUAUUAAUUCAUUAACAACAGAAUGUUCAGGAUUAAAUGAAAAACUUGAUAAGUCUAGACAAGAAAAACGUUAUUUAAUUGGCCGUAUAACACUACUCGAACGACAACGUCGUGAUGAUAAUGAUUCAUUACAAAAUGAAUUAAAUCAUUAUAAAAAACUAUUAGAAAAAUAUACGAAUGAUAAUUCAAAUAUAAUUUUAUCAAAUAUAUAUUCACCACCUGAACAUGAAGUAUCAUUAUAUGAUGAAGUUUUAUUAGAAAAUAAACAGUCAAUGAAUAAACCAUCUUAUGAACCGACAAAUUAUAAAGAUUUAUUUGCAAAUGUUUAUGAAAAAUUAAAGAUAAGUAAUAAUAAUAAUAAUAAUGAUGCAUGA